GCUGCACCAACAACCACAACAGUUGCACCAACAACCACGACAGCUGCAUCAACAACAACAACAACAACAGCUGCAACAACAACUACAACAGCUGAAACAACAACCAAGACAUCUGCGACAACAACCACGACAGCUGCACAAACAACCACAACACAAGCACCAACAACCACAACAGCUGCACAAACAACUACAACAGUUGCACCAACAACCACGACAGUUGCGCCAACAACCACGACAGUUGCACCAACAACCACAACAGUUGCGCCAACAACCACAACAACUGCAUCAACAACCACGACAUCUGCACCAACCACCACAACAACUGCACCAACAACUACGACAGUUGCACCAACAACCACAACAGUUGCACCAACAACUACAACAACAGCUGCACAAACAACCACAACAACUGCACCAACAACUACAACAGUUGCACCAACAACUACAACGGCUGCACCAACAACCACAACAGUUGCACCAACAACCACAACAGUUGCACCACCAACCACGACAGCUGCACCAACAACUACGACAGUUGCACCAACAACCACUACAGUUGCACCAACAACUACAACAGUUGCACCAACAACCACAACAGCUACAUCUGCGGCAACAACCACGACAGUUGCAUCAACCACCACAAAAGCUGCACCAACAACCACAACAGCUACAGCAACAACCACAACAGCUGCACCAACAACCACAACAGAAGCACAAACAACCACAACAGUUGCGCCAACAACCACAACAGCUGCACCAACAACUACAACAGUUGCACCAACAACCACGACAGUUGCACCAACAACUACAACAUCUGCACCAACAACCACAACAGUUGCACCAACAACCACAACAGCUGCACCAACAACUACAACAGCUGCACCAACAACUACGACAGUUGCACCAACAACUACAACGGCUGCACCAACAACCACAACAGUUGCACCAACAACUACAACAGCUGCACAAACAACUACAACAACUGCAUCAACAACCAUGACAGUUGCGCCAACAACCACGACAUCUACACCAACCAUCACAACAGCUGCACCAACAACUAUGACAGUUGCACCAACAACUACAACAGUUGCACCAACAACCACGACAGUUGCACCAACAACCACAACAGCUGCUCCAAAAACUACGACAGUUGAACCAACAACCACGACAGCUGCACCAACAACCACGACAGCUGCAUCAACAACUACAACAGCUGCACCAACAACCACAACAUAUGCACCAACAACCACAACAACUGCACCAACAACCACAACACAAGCACCAACAACCACAACAGCAGCAACAACAACCACUACAGUUGCGCCAACAACUACUACAGCUGCACCAACAACCACAACAGCUGCAACAACAAUCACUACAGUUGCAAAAACAACCACAACAGCUGCACCAACAACUACUACAGCUCCACCAACAACCACAACAGCUGAACCAACAACCACAACACAAGCACCAACAACCACAACAGCUGAAACAACAACCACAACACAAGCACCAACAACCACAACAGCUGCACAAACAACCACAACAGCUGCUGCAACAACAACAACUACGACAGUUGUGCCAACAACCACAACAGCUGCAGCAACAACUACGACAGUUGCACCAACAACCACAACAACUGCACCUACAACAACGGCAGCUGCACCAACAACCACAACAACUGCAUCAACAACCACAACAGCUGCACCAACAAACACAACAGCUUUUGGGAACGCCUUGAAGAAAGCAUUUCAGGCACAUUUUAUUAAACUGAUAAUUAUUCAGUUCACGGAAGGAUCAGUUGUAACAGAGAUGGAUGCAUCAUUCUCCUCCCUACCCAAUAAUACUGCAGUUGAAGAUGUACUCUAUAGUGCUAAUACAAGUUAUGAUGUUAUCAGUGUGGGAGAGGACAGGAAUUACAGGGAGGAGGGAGGGGUAUGGGAUCAGAAAGCACACUGUUGA
Messenger RNA from Misgurnus anguillicaudatus (oriental weatherfish), 1962 nucleotides. The record is from RefSeq and is a predicted model, not a curated record. NCBI's taxonomy places the organism in Eukaryota, Metazoa, Chordata, Actinopteri, Cypriniformes, Cobitidae.